Messenger RNA from Nicotiana attenuata, 719 nucleotides. RefSeq names its product 26S proteasome non-ATPase regulatory subunit 13 homolog B-like. The record is from RefSeq and is a predicted model, not a curated record. Gene Ontology annotation, molecular function: structural molecule activity. Lineage: Eukaryota; Viridiplantae; Streptophyta; Magnoliopsida; Solanales; Solanaceae. Gene Ontology annotation, biological process: ubiquitin-dependent protein catabolic process. Gene Ontology annotation, cellular component: cytosol; nucleus; proteasome regulatory particle, lid subcomplex.
AGAUUAUUCCGAUUAAAAACUCCAUAUUCUUUUCUUUAAGAACAAGCCAAACAGAGGUUUUAGUUUUUUGCUCUCUCACACACACAUCGCAGCUGCUUCGUCUUGCAUCGAGUUUUUCAGUCAUGGCGGCUCUACGGUAUUUGGAAUCACUUUGCAAUGCCAAUCCAGAGCUUUCCGAUUGGUACACUACGCUAUCAGAUCUGUACCAAAGAAAGCUCUGGCACCAGCUUACUCUCAAGCUUGACCAGUUCGUUUCACUUCCCCUUUUUCAGGCUGGUGACACACUAAUACAGUUGUAUGACAACUUCAUCACUGAUUUUGAGACAAAGAUCAAUCUUCUCAAGCUUGCACAUUUUGCGGUCAUUGUUUCUCGGCAAUACCCUGAGAAAGAGGCUGCUGUAGGUUACCUUGAAGGAGUGACUGAGAAACUUCGUAAUACUAAAGAGACACGGAUAGAGGAGCCGAUUCUUUAUAUUAAGAUGCAGAUUGCCCUGUUUAAGCUUGAGCAAGGGGAUCAAAAAGAGUGCCAGAAACUUUUAGAUGAAGGGAAGACUACACUUGACAGUAUGACUGACAUUGAUCCAUCUGUUUAUGCGAGCUAUUAUUGGGUUUCAUCUCAGUAUCAUAAAGCUCGCCAGGACUUCGCCGAGUUCUACAAGAGUUCUCUUCUUUAUCUUGCUUACACUUCAGUGGAAUCUCUUUCUGAAUCAUUUAAGCUG